AUGCCUGGGUUUGAAAAGGAAGAGAUGAAGAAGCUUCAACUUGUCCAGAAGAGAGAUGAGACUUCAAAAAGUUCUACUAAUUCAUCAGUCACCAUUAGGAAUGUAAGAUAUGCAGAGUGCCAGAAGAAUCACGCUGCAGGCGUAGGAGGGUACGCAGUUGAUGGAUGUCGGGAAUUCAUGGCAAACGGGGAGGAGGGGACGACUGGUGCACUCACUUGCGCUGCCUGUGGCUGCCACCGGAACUUCCAUAGGAGGGAGGUGCAAACUGAGGUGGUGUGUGAGAGCUCUUCGCCUUCUUCAAAUGGAGCAUAG
Molecule: messenger RNA, 312 nt
Organism: Ilex paraguariensis (yerba mate)
Lineage: Eukaryota; Viridiplantae; Streptophyta; Magnoliopsida; Aquifoliales; Aquifoliaceae
Source: the annotation of a GenBank genome assembly